AUGGCUCCUCGCGCAGCCUCACCGGCGCUCUCGGAAAAUGAAUUCGACAUCUUCGACAACCUCGCCGGUUCAGACGCUGAAGAACAGAGCAACAACCUGGGCACAGAUCUUGGCAUCGACCUCGACGUGGGCAGUGAUGGAGGAUCAGAUGACGAGGCAUUCAUCGCAGCGAGGCAAGCUGCUUCAAACCGAAAAGCGGCAAACGUCAAGGGUACUGGAAAGAAGGGCGGUGGCUUCCAGGCCAUGGGCCUAAAUGCGCUGCUUUUGAAGGCUAUUCAGCAGAAGGGCUUCAAGAUGGCGACACCCAUUCAGCGCAAAGCGAUUCCACUCUUGCUGCAAGGCGAAGAUGUGGUGGGCAUGGCUAGGACAGGCUCCGGAAAGACGGCUGCGUUCGUCAUUCCCAUGAUCGAGAAGCUCAAGACGCACUCUGCGAAGGUUGGCGCGCGUGGCAUUAUCAUGUCUCCUUCUCGUGAGCUUGCGCUGCAGACGUUGAAGGUUGUCAAAGAAUUUGGUCGUGGCACAGACCUCAGGACAAUUCUGCUCGUUGGUGGUGACAGUCUGGAGGAGCAGUUCAGUUCCAUGACCACGAAUCCGGAUAUCAUCAUUGCAACUCCAGGUCGAUUCCUACAUCUCAAAGUCGAAAUGGGCUUGGACCUGUCCUCUGUCAGAUAUAUUUGCUUCGAUGAAGCCGACCGCUUGUUCGAGAUGGGUUUCGCUGCACAACUGGCCGAAAUCCUUCACGCUCUGCCAACAUCAAGACAAACGCUACUUUUCAGUGCUACCCUGCCAAAGUCACUUGUGGAGUUUGCACGUGCAGGUCUGCAGGACCCUAAGCUUAUUCGGCUCGACGCCGAAAGCAAAAUCUCCCCGGACCUAAAAAGUGCAUACUUCACCAUAAAGUCUGGAGAUCGAGACGGAGCGUUGCUCUAUUUACUCGAACAGGUCAUCAAGGUUCCGCCGGGUGAGACGGAGGCGUCCAAAGCGAGAAAGGAGGAGGGGAGCUUGAGCGUUGGCGCAAAGCGCAAACGUAAGCAGUUCACGGCAAAGGACGUUGCAGUCGCCGAGUCCACGAUCAUCUUCGCCGCUACCAAACAUCGAGUCGAGUAUCUAUCUGAGCUCCUGAAGUCUCUCGGCUACCCAGUGUCUUACCUGUACGGCAACUUGGACCAAACAGCGCGCAAAGCCCACGUCGAGGAGUUCCGGUCUGGUCUUACCCGCAUUUUGGUCGUUACCGACGUCGCGGCUCGUGGUGUUGAUAUGCCUCACAUCAAUCAUGUCAUCAACUAUGACUUCCCCUCGCAACCGAAGAUCUGCGUACACAGAGUUGGACGAACAGCCCGUGCCGGACGUAAGGGAUGGGCAUAUAGUCUGUGUCGCCAUGUCGAUCUCCCGUAUUUAUUGGACUUGCAGCUAUUCCUCGGUCAAAGGCUGCUUGUCGGCAGAUCCACCGCAGAAGCAAAUUUUGCCGAGGACUUCGUCGUCGGUAGUCUGGCUCCUUACCAACUGGAGGCUUCGGUAGAAGUGGUGAACAAGAAGCUUGCCGAUGAUGAAGAUUUGGCGUUGUUGCAAAGUGUUGCCGACAAGGGUGAGAAGCAGUACCAAAGAACACGCAACCAAGCUAGCGCCCCAAGUGUUCACCGAACCAAGGAGCUACUUGCAGAUCCUCAUUUUGCCGACACUCAUGUUCUGUUCAAGGACGAGGUUCACGAUGCGUUACAAGAGAAGGAGAAGAUGCUACAGAGGAUCCAGGGUUUCAGGCCCGCGGAAACCGUUUUCGAAAUUGGGAGACGUGGCACGCAGAGUGAAACCGCAGAGAUCAUGCGCAGAAGAAGGAUACAGGUCGAGAGGCAACAGGAGAAGCAAAGAGCCAAUGCACGAGCUAGCGACGCGCCCGUCGCAAGUCUUGCAGCUCCUGGCGAGGCUGAUAAGAAGGACGUCGACUUGGAGGACGAAGACGAUGUGCCAGCUGACACUGGUGCGUACGACUCUGAUUCUGACGAGCUCGAAGUGUCUGUGUCCAUGCCCGCCUCAAAGAAGCCCAAGAACGACGAUUUCCGAGAAGGAGAAUUCUUCAUGUCUUACCUGCCGAAGGAGAACUAUGCAGAAGAGAAGGCAUACGGUGUGAGCGGUGGAGAUGCUGGCAACAACUUCGUCUCAGCUGCAAGAGCCGCAGAAAUGUCGCUCGUCAACGAUGAAAUCCAAGGUUUCGCCGAUGCAAGCAAAGCACGUAUGAGAUGGGAUAAGAAGUCCAAAAAGUACGUUGCCCGCGCCAACGACGAGGAUGGCUCCAAGGGUGCCAAGAUGAUUCGUGGCGAAAGUGGCCAGAAAAUCGCUGCCAGUUUCCGCAGUGGACGCUUCGAUGACUGGCGCAAGGCAAACAAGAUGGGUCGUAUGCCUCGUGUUGGUGAACAAGAGGCUGCAGGUCGAGCACCUGGCAAGACUCAACAUUACAAGCACAAGGCCGAGAAAGCACCCAAAGAUGCAGACAGAUACCGCGACGACUACGAGGUGCAGAAGAAGAGGGUUCAGGAAGCCAAGGAGAAGCGCGUCGGCAAAUUCAAGGACGGUACCGGCAAGAGCGAACUCAAGGACGUCAACGCUGUGCAAAAGCAGCGCAAGAUUGCAGAGCAGCGUCAAAAGAAAAACGCCAGGCCAUCAAAGAAGAGGAAGUUUUGA
This is a messenger RNA of Didymella exigua CBS 183.55, 2676 nucleotides long. RefSeq names its product putative ATP-dependent RNA helicase. The coding region runs from base 1 to 2676 and encodes 891 amino acids. The record is from RefSeq and is a predicted model, not a curated record. Gene Ontology annotation, cellular component: nucleus. NCBI's taxonomy places the organism in Eukaryota, Fungi, Ascomycota, Dothideomycetes, Pleosporales, Didymellaceae. Gene Ontology annotation, molecular function: RNA helicase activity; RNA binding; ATP binding. The transcript is spliced from 3 exons.